AGAGUUGAAUCACCCUCCCCGCUGACCAAUUGGUGGGGGGCUUGGAACCUUACGUGAUGGGAUUCUGCGAAAUUGUUACUGAGCAAGAGCAUGCCGGAACAGUGAGGAGCGGCAGGCGAGGGGGGAGUGAAUCAGGCAGUGGGCGGGCAGGGGGGCAAGUGUCUUGUAGACCUGGAGCUUUGCUGUUUCAACAGAGCGUCUUGAUGAGUGGGUGAAUGUGCAGGGAAUUCUAACGAAGGCAAAGCGGCUGGGUGCAUUUCCAGAGCUCCUCCUGCGAUUAUUAUUUUUUUGGGGGGAAGGGGGAAACACACCACCUUGGGUCCUUUUAAAACGUUGGAUUACUUGAAAUUACUACUAGUGACAGUAUUUCCAAGAGAUCCUUAUUAUAGCCCGUCAAUGUGCUUGUCAUUCGGAGUGAAUUGAAAUCUGGAGUUUCUGGUGAUCACGAGUAAGGGGUCUAGGCGUGCAAGAAGCUCCAGUGUAGCAGCAGAUUGUGGAUGCUGCCUUUGGAGUCAUGGAUUGUUAUAUAAAGAUCAGUGGCUGAGUUCGACUCCUUGCUUGGAUACUAACGCACACCGCCCCACCCCCUCGCUGCUGAUCUUGCAGGCUGAAGGCACCAGUGCGCUGAUUAAAAACCCCGGGGGGUACGACAGAGAAGUUUCGGUGCCUGGAUUUUGGUUCUCUUCUUUGGUGGUUACUCGUCUGCAAAAUGUCAGCAGUUGCCUACAUGGAUUUUGUUGCUGCUCAGUGUCUGGUUUCCAUUUCCAAUCGCUCUGUGGUACAGGAACAGGGGGCUCAGGAUGCAGAGCUACUGAAAAUGCCUGAUGAAGAAGUGACCAAGGACCUAAAUGACCCCAGGGAUGCCUGGAAGGAUUAUUGCACAUUGGUCACAAUUGCUAAAAGCUUGUUGGACCUGAACAAGUACAGACCCCUCCCAACCCCUUCCAUCUGCAGUGACAGUGUAGAAAGUCCAGAUGAGGAUGUAGGAUCAGACAGCGACGUGACCACUGAAUCUGGGUCGAGUCUUUCCCACAGCCCAGUGGAAAGACAGGAUUCUGGCAGUGUGCCCAGCUCUCUCUCUCUCCUCCACAGUGGAGUGCCUGCAAAGGGGAAACUAGCCACUGAAAAGAGACACAAGUGUCCAUACAGUGGAUGUGGCAAAGUCUAUGGAAAAUCCUCCCAUCUUAAAGCCCAUUACAGAGUGCAUACAGGUGAGCGACCAUUCCCGUGCACAUGGCCCGAUUGCCUUAAAAAGUUCUCUCGGUCAGAUGAGCUGACUCGACACUACAGAACCCACACUGGUGAAAAGCAGUUUAGGUGCCCUCUCUGUGAGAAGCGGUUCAUGAGGAGCGAUCACCUGACAAAGCAUGCCCGUCGCCACACUGAGUUUCAUCCAAGCAUGAUUAAGAGAUCAAAAAAGUCAAGCUCCACCUCAUUUUGAAUGAUGGACUACACUGGGGGGAAAAGACAUUGGUAAAGGCAUAACUGAUCAGCACAAGAAAUCUGCCACUGUACAGUUAAUAUUCCCUACUUGCAUUUUUAAAGCACAUGUAGCUGAAAUUUAAAAUAAAUAUUUUGUCCCCCGUGCUGAUAACAGUCUUAAAUGAGUGACUGCUGAGUGAGGUUGGGGGCAAAGAUGGGGAUCAGAGCAGAUGAUUAAUUUCUUUUGUAACUUAAAGAAUCAACACUGGUGUAUAUAUGUCUGACUGGGUGGUCUGACCUGUGACUCCACAAUAGUGAUUCCAAUGUCUUUGUGAUUGCUGUGUCAUAAACAUGUUUUGUUGAACAAUGUAAUGCUGCUUGUAUUUAAAAUUUGUUAAGGAAAACCACUUUCCAAAUCACUUAAAUAAUUCAAGUAAAACUCCAUAGCGCACAUUUUAGAAGUGGGUUCACUUCCAUCUCAGAAUGAUCCAUCAUUUGAAGACUGUUAAUAUAUUACAUAUUACUAAUAAUACCUGAUUGAUAUACAAAAGUAAGUUGAAUUUAUACUAAAGAAAACUGGGUCUAAUUUUUCUUUGUAUGAACUAUACUUUUGAAUGUUUUUCCCAAUAAAAUUGUGUACAACUUAAGCGGAUACUUUAAGCAAAAAAAAAAAGGCAAAACUCUGACUUUUUCUGACAUCAUGUGUAUUUAGCUCUAUUAUUCAGUAACCAGAAAAAAAAAAUAAGUCAGCCUAAAUAAUGUGGCAGGAGUAUGAAAGGAGAAAUACGCUUCUCUGAAUUGUUCCUAUAGUUUCAUUUGACAGUAUAUGCCGUACUGUACUAUAUAAAUGCCACUAACAGUGCUUUAUUCUGUUUUAUUUGAAUGGAUGCACAACAGCAACUACCAUCUUUAGAAACUGCUGCUUUUUUAAAAAAUAAUUCUCUUCAUACACUUGCCUUAAAGAUUUAUUCUCUUCAUACACUUGUCCAACUCCUAUAAAUUCCAGUGGGAGUUGUGUGCGCUAUGGAGAGACUAGAUCUUUCCUUAAGAGCACUCUGUUAAUGCAAAUAGGUAAGUCUCCUUUAUCUUUUCAUAGGUGUUAUAUAGAGUUGAGGGGGGAAUCAUGAGAUAAUUAGAACUACAAUGAAGAAGGCAUGUCAUAUUAUUCCUUAUGACAUGAGCCUCGCUCCUAGAUACCUUGUAUAGUACUUGCGUGUCAUAUACAAUAUAUUUUAUUAUAAUGGCAAUAUUACAUUUAUUUAAAAGUUAUGACAUCAUUGAAGGAAAACUGAAGAUCAUUUACAUUAUCUGAGUUUUCAUCUUUGUUAAGUUAAAAGCAUGAACUUUAAGAAAAAUGUAUUAAGGAUUUUUCCCUCUUUAUCCACUUGUAUGGUGGAGAAUUAUGUUUACACACUUUUCUUUCCAGAAGCAUUCUUCUGGUCUUGUUUUUACCCCUCCUUCAAAAGAAGGAAGGUGAGGUGCAGCCCUAUUACAGACAUUCAGGGCCAAAUUCAUCUCUGAAUUAACUACAUUGAAGUCAGUGGUGUUACACUGGGAUGUUAUUUGGGUCCUCUUGUAAAACUUUGUAUAUAAAAUAUUGUUAGUACACCUGCAGCUACAGUUAUCUUCUUGUUGUUUCACUUGGAAAAAAAGCUUGCUUCCUAGAAAUAAACAAAAAUAGACUCAGAAGUAGAAUAUUUUCUUCUACAGUUAUACCUGGCUUCCAGCUUGAGAGAGCAGUUUGUCUAUAGCAUUUUUACUUGUGUAGUUCAUUAGAAAUUCUGUCUAUGUGAAGAGAACUGCUUUUAAGGCAUUAGGGAUAUUGAGCAGUCUGUGGAAUAAAAAGGGAGGCGUUUUCUUCAGUGAAGACAUCAGGAAACCAAGCACACUUUCUACCUCCGUUUCAGCUUUUUGAAACAGUUAUUUUAAGAAACAAGCAUUAAUUUCUGGUGUCCAAAAUAAGUUGUAGGGACAUUUGUUCUUCCUAAUAAAAUAGAUAGGCCUGGCUAUAUCUAUUGACCCAGUAUAAAAAAUGUAUUCUGCUUACCAGUACUGUAACUGCUGCCUUGGGGUCAGGACCAUGUGGUAGCCCAGCAACUCAAAGUAAUAUUUUUAGACUCGUCCUCCCCUUCUCUAUUAAAAAAACCAAACCUUAAGAACAGAGUUUAGAGUCAAUUCUAUAAUCCAGCAGCUGUUCUAUGUGUACUGUUGCCAUUAUGUGGGACAAGUGCAGUACUUAGCAAAUUAGGGACUGAUCAUGUGAGAUGCUGAGUGUCCUUCCCUACUAUUGACUAUGUUGGGAGCUGUGGGUAAUCAGCACCUCUUAAAAAAAUCAAAAAACAAAAAAACCCAGGCCAUUUAACUACCAGUAGCAGCUUAAAUAUGGAUAUAGGUGUCGAACUAUAGGCACCAAGCUCAAACAUUUGGGGCAGAAUGUUCUUUAAAACAAAUGUCACUAAACUGUUUUACAUGUUAUAAAAAAAAUGUAAGGUACUCUCACAGGUACAAAAAUGGAAUGUAUAAACUCAUGUCUAUAUUUGUCAGAAGAUCCUGUCUAUAAAAAUUCCCAAACAGAAACCAACAUUCUAAUUUGCUUUUAUACAUACUGUAUCUCAGUCCAGUCCAGAUGGGAUUAACAUGAUUCAUUAACCACUAACAAAAUACGUUGAGUAAAUUUUUGGUGUGUGUGUUUUUUUUUGUUUUUUUUUUUUUUUGAGUGAAAGCAGACAAUGGAUAUAACAUACAAAACAAAUUGCAGGAUAGUCCUUUGUAUUUUAAACUGAAUUUCUGUAAGAGAGACUGUUGCAGGUGUUGGAAAAGAAAGAAAAAUCAGGUUCUCUAAUACUAUAUGUACUUGUCAUACUAUUCGGGAAAUACUUAAUAGUGCUGAAGUUAGGACAGCUCCUCUCCUCAGUUAAGAAAGCCCUUCACUAUUGCAUAGAGAAGCCAAGGCUUUAAAGGUAUAGCUUAUACAACAUACUACUUUUGUGAACAAUUUUUGAUGACAUACAUAAACAAUUCUACUUUCAGUUUGCAGAUGGACUUUGUUCAGUACACACCAGACCGGACAUGUUCUUCAAAAUGCUGUUUUAUUACAGAUUAAUGAUCUGUACAUUGUAAAAUACCAACCUUUACAACAAUUUAAUCAGUUUUAUUUUUGUACAGUAUUCGUAUCCUUUAUAAGUUAUUUCGCUGUCCUGUUUUGUAAAUCACAUGAACUUGUAAAAAAAAGUAGGCAUAGGUGUUUUUGUACAUAUGUAUAUAAAUUGUCCAAAUAAAGAAAGGAAUAAAAAAAA
This is a messenger RNA of Chelonoidis abingdonii (Abingdon island giant tortoise), 4718 nucleotides long. RefSeq names its product KLF transcription factor 9 (gene KLF9). Gene Ontology annotation, molecular function: RNA polymerase II cis-regulatory region sequence-specific DNA binding; DNA-binding transcription factor activity, RNA polymerase II-specific. Gene Ontology annotation, biological process: regulation of transcription by RNA polymerase II. Lineage: Eukaryota; Metazoa; Chordata; Testudines; Testudinidae. The record is from RefSeq and is a predicted model, not a curated record.